Molecule: messenger RNA, 9839 nt
Organism: Oncorhynchus kisutch (coho salmon)
Lineage: Eukaryota; Metazoa; Chordata; Actinopteri; Salmoniformes; Salmonidae
Product: ral GTPase-activating protein subunit beta-like
Exons: 30
Coding region: 218-4735 (1505 amino acids)
Biological process (GO): regulation of small GTPase mediated signal transduction; activation of GTPase activity
Molecular function (GO): GTPase activator activity
Source: RefSeq, a predicted model, not a curated record
UCAGUUGCCAGUAGCUACUGAGGCUAGCAGUCAACCGGAUGACGAUUCGACGAUUGACGUCGAAUGUAUGCUUGUCAUUGGAUAUGAAUUUUUUUCAAAGAUGGUUCUGUAAUAUCCUCGUUAGUGUACAGUUUGCUGAGAAACGGACGGUUGAUAUGACAGUAUUUCUUUCCGACACAGGUAACAAUUGGACCCAGUAGAAGCAAAAGCCACUACCAUGUAUUCGGAAUGGAGGUCUCUGCACCUGGUGGUGCAGAGCGACCUAGGCCACCUGAGUGUCCUUCACUCGUACCCUCCGGUGGUGGGGCGUGACGUGGCCAAUGCAGUGGUUAGACCUCUGGGGGUGACCCUGGGCACCCUGUCCACCGAUAGCCUGCUCAAGACCGACAAAGAGGUGAAGUGGACAAUGGAGGUGCUGUGCUACGGCCUGACCCUGCCUUUGGACGGGGACACGGUUAAGCUGUGCGUGGACGUCUACACGGACUGGAUCAUGGCGCUGGUCGCUCCGCGCGACUCCAUCCCCCAGCCAAUCGCCAAGGAGCCCAACCUCUACGUGCAGACCAUCCUCAAACACCUCCACAACCUAUUCCUGCCCAGGCCGGAGCAUUACAGCCCCAUGCACUUCCGGCUGUGCCAACAGGUGCUGACGGCGGUGCAAAAGCUGGCCAGGGAAUCGGGCGGCGGCAUGGCCCGGGAGACCUGGGAGGUGCUGCUGCUCUUCCUGCUGCGAAUCAACGACACCCUGCUGGCCCCACCCACAGUUGGAGGUGGGAUAGCGGAGAAGCUGGCUGAGAAGCUGAUCAGCGUGCUGUUUGAGGUGUGGUUCCUGGCCUGCAUGCGCUGCUUCCCCACACCGCCCUACUGGAAGACGGCCAGGGAGAUGCUGGCCAACUGGAGGCACCACCCCCCCGUGGUGGAGCAGUGGAGCAAGGUCAUCGCCGCCCUCACCUCCAGACUGUUGCGGUUCACCUACGGUCCAUCCUUCCCUCCGUUCAAAGUCCCAGAUGAGGACGCCAACAUGAUCCCUACUGAGAUGGACAACGACUGUGUGGCUCAGACCUGGUUCCGUUUUCUUCACAUGCUGAGUAACCCGGUGGACCUUAGCAACCCGCUGACGGUCAGCUCUACGCCAAAGUUCCAGGAGCAGCUGCUGGGGGUGAGCGGCGUGCCCCAGGAGGUGAUCCAGCAGCAUCCCUGUCUCAAUCAGCUGCCCCAGAUCUUCUUCAGGGCCAUGCGGGGGGUCAGCUGCCUGGUAGAUGCCUUCCUGGGUGUCUCCCGUCCCCGGUCGGACAGUGCCCCGCCCACCCCUGUCAACAGACUGAGCAUGCCGCCGCCCACCACCAACACCACGCCCCCUCACAACCGUCGCCACAAACCCACAGGGGUCACAAAGACAGCCAGUAAAACCUCAACGGCAAGCAUAACACACCAACCCAAAGUGUCCCACCAGCCGUCCUCCACCUCCCCCCUGUCCAGCCCCAACCAGACCAGCUCGGAGCCCCGGCCGCUGCCUGCCCCCACCAGGCCAAAGGUCAACAGUGUCCUCAACCUUUUUGGCCAGUGGCUUUUUGACGCCGCGCUGGUGCACUGCAAGCUCCACGCAGGCCUGAGCCGGGACAACAGCAUGACUGCCCUGGCCACUCAGACAGGUGUGGAGCUGAGGAGGAAGGGCUCCCAGAUGUCCACAGAUACCAUGGUGUCCAAUCCCAUGUUCGACGCCAACGAGUUCCCCGACAACUACGAGUCGGGCCGGGCCGAGGCCUGUGGAACCCUCUGUAGGAUCUUCUGCAGCAAGAAGACUGGCGAGGAGAUACUGCCCGUUUAUCUGUCCAGGUUCUACAUGGUUCUGAUCCAGGGCCUCCAGAUCUCCGACUACAUCUGCCGACCGGUGCUGGCCAGCAUCAUCCUCAACUCCUCAGCCCUCUUCUGCUCCGAUAUUAAGGGCAUCAAUGUGGUGGUCCCCUACUUCAUCUCAGCCCUGGAGAACGUCCUCCCUGACCGAGAGCUGUCAAAGUUUAAGACAUACGUGAACCCCACUGACCUGAGGAGAGCCUCCAUUAACAUCCUGUUGUCCAUGCUGCCUCUGCCACACCACUUUGGCAAGGUCAAGUCAGAGGUGCUCUUGGAGGGCAAGUUUAGCAAUGAUGACAACUCGCUGCAUGACAAAGCCGUCACCUUCCUCUCCUUCAAGCUGCGAUUGGUCAACAUCCUAAUAGGAGCGCUACAGACGGAGACGGACCCCACCAAUACGCAGAUGAUCCUGGGUGCCAUGCUCAACAUUGUCCAAGACUCUGCUCUCCUGGAGUCCAUCGGUGCCCAAGCGGAGGUGGGCAGUGUGGAUGGCAGCCAUGCUCUGGCUAAAAGCCACAGCAGGAACAACAGUGGCAUCAGCAACGCCAGCGGGGGCAGCUCUGAGGCCACCACCCCCGACAGCGAGAGGCCCGCCCAGGCCCUCCUCAGAGACUACGCUCUCCACACAGAUACAGCCGCCGGCCUACUGAUCCGCAGCAUCCACCUGGUCACCCAGAGGCUCAACUCCCAGUGGAGGCCCGACAUGAGCAUCUCCCUGGCCGCCCUGGAGCUGCUGGCCGGCCUAGCCAAGGUGAGGGCGAGUGUGGAGUCUGCAGACCGUAAACGUGCAGUCAGCUCGGUGUGCAGUUAUAUCGUGUAUCAGUGCAGCCGGCCGGCCCCCCUCCACUCCCGAGACCUGCACUCUAUGAUCGUGGCGGCCUUCCAGUGCCUGUGUGUGUGGCUGACAGAGCACCCCGACAUGCUGAAUGAAAAGGACUGUUUGAUAGAGGUGCUGGAGAUCGUGGAGCUGGGAAUAUCGGGCAGCAAGUCUAAGACCAGUGACCAGGAAGUGCGGUACAAAGGGGACAAGGAGCACAAUCCGGCCUCCAUGAGGGUGAAGGAUGCUGCCGAGGCCACCCUGUCAUGCAUAAUGCAGGUCCUGGGGGCGUUCCCGUCGCCCAGUGGCCCUGCCUCCCCCUGCAGCCUGCUGAACGAGGACACCCUGAUCAAGUACUCCAGGCUGACCUCUACCAGCCGCAAGAACUUCCGCUACUUUGUCCUAGACAACUCUGUCAUCCUGGCCAUGCUGGAGCAGCCGCUGGGCAACGAACAGACAGAUCCCUGUCCAUCCGUGACCAUGUUGAUAAGGGGGAUGUCUGGGAGACAUGCCUGGACCAUGCAGCUCUUCCACCAACCCAGGGGGGCCCGUGCCAGCCAGAAGCAGGUGUUUAUCCCAGAGAGUCGGCCCACUCCCAAAAAUGAUGUGGGGAUCCGGUUGAACGUCAAACACAGACCCUUCCCAGAAGAAGUGGACAAAAUUCCAUUUGUGAAAGCAGACCUGAGCAUUCCGGACCUACACGAUAUCGUAGAUAAGGAGCUGGAGAUGCAGCACGACAAGCUGCGAGGUGUGAUGGCCAAGCAGAUCGAGUACGAGACGAUGCUGGAGCACGGCAGCGAGGAGCGCUGGAGCAGCAAGAGCUUCCCAGACGUGCUAACGGACUGCAAGCCCCCGACUCCCUCGCAGGAGUUCCAGACGGCCCGCCUCUUCCUGUCGCACUUUGGCUUCCUGUCACUGGAGGCACUCAAGGAGCCCGGCAACAGUCGCCUACCUCCCCACCUGAUUGCACUGGACUCUGGGUUGCCGGGCUUCUUUGACGACAUGAGCUACCUGGACCUGCUGCCCUGCCGGCCCUGCGACACAGUCUUCCUCUUCUACAUGAAGGCCGGCCAAAAGAGCAGCCAGGAGAUCCUGAGAAAUGUGGAGUCGAGCGCCAACGUGCAGCAUCACUUUCUGGAGUUCCUGAUGUCGCUGGGCUGGCCCGUGGAGGUGGGGCAGCACCCGGGCUGGACAGGCAGCGUCUACACUAGCUGGUCCAUCAACAACCACAACAACAAUGGAGACAGCAUCCAACCAGAUGAUACUAUCACCCUGGGAGACACGGGCGGGGGCGUGUUCAAUGGAGAGAAGCGGGUGCUGUACUACGCCGACGCCCUGACCGAGAUCGCCUUUGUCGUUCCCUCGCUCACAGACUCCUCCGCUGAGUCAUCGGAAAGCAGUUUCCCCACAGUGGAUUCUGACUCUCAGAUGGAACUGCUACCCAACCUGCUGAAACAGUCCAACCUCACACUGGAGCUCUUCCCCAACCACUCUGACAACGUGGCACCCGCACAGAGGAGUCCUACGGUGAAGUGUAAGAAGAUGCCUCCCGGCAGGACCAUCCCUCCAAUGGGACCAGAGACCAAAGUACUGGUGGUCUGGGUGGAGCGCUACGAUGAUAUCGAGAACUUUCCCCUGGCUGACCUGCUGGUAGAGACGAGCACUGGAGUGGAAACCACGGCCAACAGUAGCACCUCAACAAGACCCACGACGUCCGGUCAGGAUGUGCAGGUGAUCUUCAUCCACCCUCUGAAGACGGGCCUGUUCCGGAUCCGCCUGCAUGGGGCCCUGGGAAAGUUCAGCAUGGUCGUCCCCCUGGUGGACGGCAUGGUAGUCAGCAGGAGGUCACUAGGGUUCCUGGUAAGGCAGACGGUGAUAAACGCGUGCCGGCGGAAGCGGCUGGAGAGUGACUCGUACAACCCUCCACACGUGCGUCGGAAACAGAAGAUCGCCGAGGUGGUGAACCGCUACCGCAACAAGCAGCUGGAGCCCGAGUUCUAUACCGCGCUCUUCCAGGAGGUUGGCGUAAGCAGCCUCGACCGUGACCCCACCCCCGAUGAACUUUGAACUUUCACCUCCCUCCCCACAAGGACUGCAAAGAUUCUUUAUAUUUAUAAAAUGUUUAUCUUCUUCUUUACUUUGUUAUUUAUAUUAUCAGCACUUGGUGGCCACGUUCCAAAUUGACAAUUUAGUUUUUCCCCACCCCGCGCUGCAACACUGCUCAUCUGCAACUUACUCUAGUUCUACCCAAGCCUUGUAGGACUCUUUGAUGGGGUCUGGUUGUGGUACUAACCUCACCUGACUCCGAGGCGUCAGGCUUGGGCAAAGGAAGCACCUUUAGCUGUGAGGAGAGGGUAUAUGCUUAAACAACUGACUAUAAACUUGUGACACGGCACGUGGCAAAGUGAUUGCUGUCGGCGCUCAAUUCAAAAUGGCUUCCACUCUGUGGCUGUGACUAGUUCCCACAGCCUUCUCACUGUGGUUUUUCAAGUCCGAUUCUUCUGUUUGCUUUUCUAUGAAAUGCAUCAGUCUGUCCAUUUCCCAUAUUUAACAGUUUUUUUGUUUAUUAUGUUGGUCUGGAAUGGAAAAGAGAGGUCAAAACAUCCAACUUUUUCAUUGACGAAACAACGACACUACAAAAACUAAUAUUUACAAAACUCAAAUCUCACUUCAGUAAAUUGUCAUUUUUUACUUUUGGUUCUCUCUUCCCACAAACAUAAUUGUACCAGUUAGCUAAAAUGUAUAGUUCUGCUUUUACUUUAAAUCUCAGGUAGUUUGAGCCUUUUAUAUUCAUCGGUAUCUGGGUUGUUUUCUUUAGGCACGAAAAUGAAAAAAAUAUAUAUACUAAAAUAGGGAGAGACUAGCGGAACUUGUAUGUUUUUCCAUUGCAAACCAUUUUGCUACUGUGCCCUAAUGAAUGCGACCUUGGUAAUGUACUCAAUGCACUCCCAACCAACUGUGACUAGAGUCUGGUUUCAAUAAUGGACUUUUUUUGGCAUAGAGAAAAUACACCACUGCCUACGCCACUACUUUAUCUGCUUGAAUAAAAUACAAAAUAGUAGCUAGCAAGAUGAAGAUCACAGAGGUCAUUUUUAAUGAGUGCAUUUCGCAAGUGGCUAGUUUGCAUCAACUACCUUAAUUGAAACCCCUGCAAAGGUGUUGCCUACCAACUGGUUUUGAAUUGCAAUGUUCUGGCAUGUCUGUCUUGUCAUUUUUGGGGAGAGUCCCCAGAUAUGGUUUAUUUUACUUAUCGACGUAAGCAGUGACGUACAGUAGUUAUUCUAUCCCAAAAUAUUCCGUAAUUUAAAAACAGACCCUAGUCACUGUGUCGCCACGGGUCGGGUUUUCGAGACUAACAAACUGACCUUGUUUUGGGCUUUUAGUGCACUCUAAAACGUGUGGCAUUUCACAUUCACUGAAGCUGAUGGUGGUCUCGAUAUGGAACUUCAGGAAGUCAAAAUCACUGAUGGAUUAUACUUUUUUUUGGUAUGGAUUUGAAAAUGAAAUCCUUUAUAGGUUUGUUUCUUCCCGUGUCAGAUAAAAAUGCUAAGUAUGUAUACAUAUAAAAUACAUUUUGAUUGGUGAUAUAAAAGGUGAGUUUCAGUUGAUUGUUUGUUAUUCACAGUUGGAAAUAUGAUGAUCUUGGUUAGUUGAAAAAAAUGAUUUGUCACGAGCACUGUGUUUAACAUCCCAUUCCAGAUGUGAUACUUCAGAAGCUGAUACAUGCCGCCAUUUUAUGUCUAUAAUAUUUCCAUGCCAAUAUGUCCAGCCUAGAACCAAAUUCAGAGCAUUAAGUCACUAAUGUGUAGCUGCAGAGGUUGUACUCAUCUUUUUUAAGUGUCUUUAUUUGUGUUCGACUUCGAGACAACAUAACUUAUCGCUAUUAAGGGCUGAAACAUCAGUUUUGUCAAGUUAUUUUUGCAAUGUUCUGUUAAGGGUUGGACGGAUGCAACUGACGGUUCACUACUGUGUAUGCCACUGGAUCUGUCUUAGACACAGAUUUUAUACAUUGAACAAAAAUAUAAACUCAACAUGCAACAAUUUUAAGAUAUUACUUAGUUACAGUUCAUAUAAGGAAAUCAGUUCAUUUAAAUACAUUCAUUAGGCCCUAAUCUAUGGAUUUCACAUGACUGGGAAUACAGAUAUGCAGCUGUUGGUCACAUAUACAGUGCAUUCAGACCCCUUGACUUUUUCCACAUUUUGUUACGUUACAGCCUUCUCCUACAAUGGAUUAAAUCGUUUUUCCCUCAUUAAUCUACACACAAUACCCCAUAUUGACAAAGCAAUAACAGUGUUUUUGCAGCCAUGAGUCUUCUUGGGUAUGACUCUACAAGCUUGGCACACCUGUUUUUGGGGAGUUUCUCCCAUUCUUCUCUGCAACUCCUCUCAAGCUCUUUCAGGUUGAAUGGGGAGCAUUGCUUCACAGCUAUUUUCAGGUCUCUCCAGAGAUGUUAGAUCGGGUUCAAGUCUGGGCUCUGGCUGGGCCACUCAAGGACAUUCAGAGACUUGUCCCGAAGCCACUCCUGUGUUGUCUUGGCUGUGGGCUUAGGGUUCUUGUCCUGUUUGAAGGUGAACGUUCACCCCAGUUUGAGGUCCUGAGUGCUCUGGAACAGGUUUUCAUCAAGGAUCUCUGUACUUUGCUCCGUUCAUCCUUCCCUCAAUCCAGACUAGUCUCCCAGUCCCUGCCAUUGAAAAACAGCCCACAGCAUAAUGCUGUCACCACCAUGCUUCACCGUAGGGAUGGUGCCAGGCCUCAUUCCGGCCAAAGAGUGCAAUCGUGGUUUUAUUAGACCAGAGAAUCUUGUUAGGUACCUUUUGGCAAACUCCAAGCGGGCUGUCAUGUUCCUUUUUCUGAGGAGUGGCUUCCGUCUGGCCACUCCACCUAAAGGCCUGAUUGGUGGAGUGCUGCAGAGAUGGUUCUACCAUCUCCACAGAGGAACUCUGGAGCUCUGUCAGAGUGACCAUUGGUCACCUCCCUGACCAAGGCCCUUCUCCCCCGAUUGCUCAGUUUGACCGUGCGGCCAGCUCUAGGAAGAGUCUUGGUGGUAACAAACGUCUUCCAUUGAAGAAAGAUGAAGGCCACUGUGUUCUUGGGGAUCUUCAAUGCAGCAGAAAUGUUUUGGUACUCUUCUCCAGAUCUGUGCCUCGACACAAUCCUGUCUUGGAGCUCUACGGACAAUUCCUUCGACCUCAUGACUUAGUUUUUGCUCUGACAUGCACUGUCAACUGUAGGACCUUAUAUAGACAGGUGUGUGCCUUUUUCAAAUCAAGGUCAAUCAAUUGAAUUUACCACAUGUGGACUCCAAUCAAAUUGUAGAAACAUCUCAAGGAUGAUCAAUGGAAACAGGAUGCACCGGAGCUCAAUUGAGUCUCAUAGCAAAGGGUCUGAAUACUUAUGUAAAUAGGGUAUGGAUCAGAAAACCAGUCAGUAUCUGGUGUGACCACCAUUUGCAUCAUGCAGUGCAACACAACUCCUUUGCAUAGAUUUGAUCAGGCUGUUGAUUGUGGCCUGUGGAAUGUUGUUCUACUCUUCAAUGGAAGUUGCUGGAUAUUGGUGGGAACUGGAAGACGCUGUCAUACACGUUGAUCCAGUGCAUCCCAAACAUGCUCAAUGGGUGAUAUGUCGGGUGAGUGCAGGCCAUGGACGAAGUGGAAAUGUUUUUAGAUUGUGUACAGAUCCUUGCGACAUGGGGCCGUGCAUCAUCAUUCUGAAAUAUGAAUGGCACAACAAUGGGCCUCAGUAUCUCUUCACGGUAGUACCUCUGUGCAUUCAAAUUGCCAUCGAUAAAAUGCAUUGUGUUCAUUGUCUGUAGCUUAUCCCUGCCCAUACCAUGACCCCACCGCCGCCAGGGGUCACUCUGUUCACAACGUUGACAUCAGCAAACCACUCUCCCACACAAAUGCCAUACAUGCUAUCUGCCAUCUGCCCGGUAAAGUAACCGAGAUUAAUCCGUGAAAAGUACACUUCUCCAGCGUGCCAGUGGCCAUCGAAGGUGAGCAUUUGCCCACUGAAGUCGUUUACGAUGCCGAAUUAAAGUCGGGUCAAGACCCUGGUGAGGACAACGAGCACGCAACGCAGUUCAGCUUCCCUGAGAUGGUAUCUGAGAGUUUGUGCAGCCCAGAUCCUGGUCUGGUGUGGUUACACGUGGUCUGUGGUUGUGAGGCCGGUUGGACGUAAUAAUUCUCUAAAACAAGGUUGGAAGCGGCUUAUGGUAGAGAAAUUAACAUUCAAUUCUCUGGUAAUAGUUCUGGUGGACAUUCCUGCCACUUUACAUGUUGCGUUUAGAUUUUUUUAUUAUAUGUAAAAUAACUAGGUCUUUUGCAUGAUAUUUGUGGUGAUCCACUGUGACAUUUGGAUCUUCUGAAAAUAAGAUUUCCUCCACUUUCGUUCCAUAGAUCACUGAUUGUGUUACAUUUAAUUAGAAAAGAUUUACAUGUUCUUUACUGUUAAAGGAAAAGCUCAAUCGUACUACAGACUGACCAAUUUAAAGACUUACUGUAUCUGGGGAAGCUAAAAGCUCAUUUGAGUUAUGUUUUUCCCCCAGAAUAAUAUUAGUCAUUUUUUUAGGUUAUUUGCUUUUUGUCCUGUGUUUUUAUGAGGAUCAAGAGGGGGAAAAAAUACAAGAAUGUAAAUUCAGUAAAAUGUUAGCCCAGUCCCAGACCUGUUUGUGCUGUAUUAAUUCCAACAUAAGAAUUUGUGUUUUCCAGCACAAACAGAUCUGCGACCAGGCUAGUAAAAUGUCCCAUAAGGCAUAAAUUCUGGUGUCAAUUUCCUAGUGUCAAGUUUUUAAAAUCUGGAAUGUCCACUCUAUUGCUGAUCAAAUGGCUUCAAUUAAUAUCAAUUAUCAAAUUAAUCGAUACUCUAGCCAGCUAUUGUGCACUGCAAAUAUUCUACCAACUCGAUGGAGCCACAUGGAACGGAAAUAGAUUUUGUCCCGUUCUUCGUAAACGUCUAAUUUGUUCUGUAAAUAUUGAAGGUAUCAACUUGAAUAAAGUUGGAAGAUAUGUACAUACUGAGCGCGUGAAGUACAUUUCAGUCGUCUGUCCCUCCAUUACGAAAGGCACAAAAACUGCUUGUUUGUAUUUAUGCCGUUUUAUUAUGUGUCCAUAAGAAACACAUUGGAUAUUGAAUGUAACACAAUGUAACGAAUAAAGAUUUUAAUGAACUUUU